AUGGUAACCAUAAAGGUGCUCAUGAUGUUAAUGGUGGCUGCAAUUUUAUGUUGCAGCCACCAACAAGUGGUCGUGGCUAGAGAAGUGGCCGUGGCCGACGACGGGAACGAGUUACAAAUCUGGCCAUGGGAUAUCCCACGUUAUUUGUCAUGGCCGUUUUCGUGGCCAGGACCAUGGCCGUUUCCGUGGCCGUGGCCAUGGCCAUACCCUCCUCCCACCCAUGCUCCGACUAGCUGCUCAACUAGUGACAAAGAAAAGGUGGAGAUGUGCAUGUUCAACAAUACUUCAAUUGAUACGUGCUGCCCAACAUUCAAGACCAUACUAGGCACUAGUUGCCCUUGCUAUAAGUAUGUUGAGGAUUUGGACAAUGGAGUCUUGAUCACUCUCAAAACUUAUUGUGAUGUCGAUAGCCCUUGCAAGGGUGUGCAAGUGAUUGAGCUAUACAAGGAGGAGAAGGAGUAA
This is a messenger RNA of Lycium barbarum (goji berry), 462 nucleotides long. RefSeq lists its product as uncharacterized. The record is from RefSeq and is a predicted model, not a curated record. The coding region runs from base 1 to 462 and encodes 153 amino acids. Lineage: Eukaryota; Viridiplantae; Streptophyta; Magnoliopsida; Solanales; Solanaceae. The transcript has 2 exons.